AUGUAUUUGGAUUCACUUCUUGAGCAGCUGAUCUGUCCAGAAUUUGUUAUUGAGUAUCAUAUCUAUAAAUCGAGAUUUUUGGAAAAAGGCAUCAAUGUUAUUCUUGGAAGUAGCGCACAUUCCAGAGGUGUGGGUUUCGCAAAAAACUGUGUACAACAGUGUGGUGGAUCUGUUCUAAUAUUUUGCGAUGCAGAUGAUAUCUCGAUAAAGCACCGCUUUAUCUCAUUAUAUAAUGUUUUGCUUAAUGCACCGAGAUCUUGUUGGUUCAAGACUCGAACGCAUACCAGCUCUGGGUCAACAUCACGUUAUGCUCAGUGGGCUAAUUCACUCAACAGUAAAGAAAUUUAUGAUCAGAUUUUUACUUCUUAUGGUCCCUCAGUGAUUGCUCCAACUUGGUGUAUGUCGAAAAAGCUCUUUAAUAAGGUUGGAGGUUUUCAUGAAGCAGAGCCAGUGGGUUAUCCGGAAGAUUUGCAUUUUUUCUAUGAUGCUUUAAAAAUUGGGGCAGUUUUUAUGAAGAUUGAGAAAUCUUUGGUAAUUUGUCGUUAUCAUCCAAAAUGUGCGUCUCUAGUUGUAACGAAAGAAAUGAUAUGGAAGAUGCAUAGUAAUGUUUGA
Messenger RNA from Brugia malayi, 612 nucleotides. Its product is annotated as UDP-GlcNAc:betaGal beta-1,3-N-acetylglucosaminyltransferase-like 1, putative. NCBI's taxonomy places the organism in Eukaryota, Metazoa, Nematoda, Chromadorea, Rhabditida, Onchocercidae. The record is from RefSeq and is a predicted model, not a curated record. The transcript is spliced from 5 exons. Bases 1 to 612 code for a protein of 203 amino acids.